AAAUGUAAUUAAUGCAAAAUAAGAGUAAUUUCUAAUUAUUAUGUCGUUUGAAUGCAAAAUACGUUGCGUAUCGUUUUUUGACAACGUGACCGUCACUUUGAUGACGAAAACAAAUGUGUGCAAAACGCGUUAAGUAUCUAACGUGUUAAGGAAUACACCACGCGUGCGUGGUAUUAGGUAAAUACGCAACCAAAAACACAUUAAAAAAAAAAACAUCAGUCGAUUAGAGCUGAUCCGAUCUGACCUCACACACUGAUGCUCGCUCGCGAUUGGUCGUGAUUGCGCGCUGUCGCUUUCUUCACUACUUCGUGUGUACAUAUGUUGUGUGCGUCACUUCGUACUUGUCAGGAGGAUAGAAUCGUUGUGACGGAACAGAAUGAAGAUUAACGUUUUUAUGAGAAAACAAGAACACACACGAUAUGUACCGUAAGUUACUCCAAUUGGCUGUAUCACGCUGUCGCAUCAGCAGAAUUAUAUAUAAGCAUGUACCUUGUGAAUUUUUUUAUUAGUUGCAGUGGGGUGUUCACGAAGACUAGACAGGUUGACAAGUUUUAUUAGCAAUAACCGCAUUGAACUAUGAACGAGUACGAAGAACAUCUUGACAUCACAAUAGAUGAAAAUGAAAUUAUUGAAGGUGCUAAGGACGUUAUAAAGAGAAUUAGACCAUCGUGGCCCUUGCAACAACUACAUUUUAAGCUAUUUACCGAUGGAAGAACAAAUAAAUUAGUAGGAACAUGGUGCUCGGGACAUUACGAAGAUAUGAUUUUGAUUAGGGUUUACGGCAAUAAUUCGGAUUUACUGAUCGACAGAAAGAGUGAAAUAAAUCAUAUUCGGACGUUGAACAAGGCUGGCUAUACUCACUGCAUUUACGCUACAUUUAACAACGGAUUUGCCUAUCAAUUUCUGGAAGGUGAAACCCUGACCAACGAGACGGUGAGAGAUCCGGAGGUAUAUCCGUUAAUCGCAAGGCGUAUGGCUCAGAUGCACAAGCUGCAACUUGACAACGAGUCUGCGCCGAGAGAAGCUUUCAUCUGGGACAAAAUAAAGACGUUCAUGCAAAUUAUGCCCAAAAGAUUUACCGAUUCUCUGAAACAAGCAAAGUUCGAGAUGUUGAUACCGUCGUACGCAACACUGGAGAAAGAAUAUCAGACGAUGAAGGAAACACUUUUGAAAGUAAACAGUCCCGUAGUGUACGCUCACAACGAUCUUCUAUUGGGAAAUGUGCUUUAUAAUCGGAAACAGAAGAGCGUUGUCUUUAUCGAUUACGAGUACACCGCAUUCAACUAUCAGGCGUUCGAUAUUAUUAAUCACUUUACUGAAUUUUCUGGUUUUGACGAGCCGGAUUAUUCCUUGUAUCCGGAUGAAACUUUCCAGAAAGCGUGGUUAAGCGAAUACCUGCGAGCGUACAACGCGACGAGUAACGUGUCCGAGAAAGAAAUUAACAAGUUGUACUGGCAAGUAACCAAAUUCGCUUCCUUACCUCACUUCUUUUGGGGCUGCUGGUCCCUCAUUCAGAGCGAACAUUCGAACAUUGACUUUGACUUUUUGGAAUAUGCUGCGAUACGUUUCAACGAGUGCUUUAAAUUGAAGAAAGAAACGUUACACUUGGAACUAGAAUGUAACGAAUAAAGAAGAGAAAAUGCACGGAGCAUUUGCAAAAAUUUUUAUUCCAAAUAGGACAUUUCAAAUAACGUUACCUGAUAUACUGUAAUAGUUAGAAUGAUGUUGUACAAUUUAUAAUGUUUAUAAUAUUUGUAUACUAUGUAGAUAACAUAUCUUGAUGUCACCACCUGUAUAAUACUGUUGCGUGUGAC
Messenger RNA from Pseudomyrmex gracilis, 1814 nucleotides. RefSeq names its product ethanolamine kinase 1 (gene eas). The record is from RefSeq and is a predicted model, not a curated record. Gene Ontology annotation, cellular component: cytoplasm. The transcript has 8 exons. Bases 577 to 1629 code for a protein of 350 amino acids. NCBI's taxonomy places the organism in Eukaryota, Metazoa, Arthropoda, Insecta, Hymenoptera, Formicidae. Gene Ontology annotation, biological process: phosphatidylethanolamine biosynthetic process. Gene Ontology annotation, molecular function: ethanolamine kinase activity.